Molecule: messenger RNA, 984 nt
Organism: Entrophospora sp. SA101
Lineage: Eukaryota; Fungi; Glomeromycota; Glomeromycetes; Entrophosporales; Entrophosporaceae
Source: the annotation of a GenBank genome assembly
AUGUCAGCCAUACCAUUUCCACGUCUUCAACCGGCACCUGAGAAAGGUCCGAAACAAAUUCUCCCAGAUUUAAACAUUAGGCUGAUUUGUCCUGAUUGUAAAAACCCUGUACCAAACAUUGUUGAAGAAUUUGCAAAUGGGGAUCUAGUUUGUGGUGACUGUGGUCUGAUAUUAGGCGAUCGUAUUAUUGAUACUAGAUCUGAAUGGAGAACCUUUGCCAAUGAUGAAGGAGAUGAUCCAUCUCGUGUUGGUGCAGCAGCAAAUCCCCUUUUGGAAGGUUCACAAUUAGAUACAGUGAUAUCAAGAAGAGAUGGUGGUAGUGGAACUGCAAGAGACCUAAACAGAGUUCAUGGUCGUGCAAAUGCUGUAAAAGGUGAAAAGAACCUUAUUCAAGCUUACAAAGAAAUUGCAGCAAUGAGUGAUGCAAUGGAUCUACCAAAAGUUAUAGCUGAUGUUGCUAAACAAUUGUACAGACGUGCCGAAGAAGAGAAACUGUUGAGAGGAAAAAGCACAGAAUCUAUAAUUGCGGCAUGUAUAUUCAUUGCUUGUCGUAAACAAAAUGUACCACGUACUUUUAAAGAGAUCCAUGCAAAAACUCGUGUUCCAAAAAAAGACAUUGGACGUUGUUUUAAAAUCUUGACAGGUACGUUCGAAACUAAUGUACCAACAAUGGUAUCUGAAGAUUUGAUGUCACGGUUCUGUUCAAUGUUGCGUCUUAAAAUGAAAACCGAAAAGGCUGCUCUUGAACUUACAACUAGAACAAAGGAGCUUGGUACUUUGGCAGGUAAAUCUCCUGUCUCGGUAGCUGCAGCUUGCAUCUAUAUGGCUUCAUGUUUGUAUCAACAACCAAAAUCACCAAAAGAUGUUGCUGAAGUAACUGGUGUCUCUGAAGCAACUAUUAAAAAUUCUUAUAAAUUGUUAUGGGGAGAUAGAGAAAAAUUACUUGAUGAAAAAAAUUGUUUUGAAAAUUUACCAUCACCAUAA